Messenger RNA from Aspergillus japonicus CBS 114.51, 1985 nucleotides. RefSeq names its product acyltransferase family protein. Gene Ontology annotation, biological process: polysaccharide biosynthetic process. The record is from RefSeq and is a predicted model, not a curated record. Gene Ontology annotation, cellular component: membrane. Lineage: Eukaryota; Fungi; Ascomycota; Eurotiomycetes; Eurotiales; Aspergillaceae. Gene Ontology annotation, molecular function: acyltransferase activity, transferring groups other than amino-acyl groups. The coding region runs from base 480 to 1823 and encodes 447 amino acids. The transcript has a single exon.
ACAACCUCGACUUCUUCAUGUAACUAACUAUCAAAAUAUUCUUUCAUUCGUGAUGAAUCGCUUAGCUAAAUCAUCUCGUACAUUUCUUUGCUAACCGCAAUCAAAUCAAUACUCGACAUGCUUCAUCCACCCCUCCAUGACUGCAGCGCACCCUGUCGGUGGGGCAAGGAGCCUGGACGUGGGCCUGUGCACUGCCCAAAUCCAUGGCUGCAAUUUGCAGACUCUAAUUAAAGCAGUUUGGGUGCCUGCUUGCCUAGGUUUCCAGCCACUGAUAGUCCCCUUUUGCGAAGACUAGUGCCCUUCAAGGUUCCCUCGUGUUCACAAUUGGUGAGGCUGACUCCAUUUUCAGGGUCUUGCCGAGCCUCAAUACGAGAUGGUGCUUAAAAAGGGGUUCAGCCGCUGAAGAUUCAUCCAUGCCUUUGCGACAGUGACCUAAAUCGUCGGUCGACAAUGUCCAACUCGAAUUCUGCCUGUAUAGAAUGACUGCCCACGACCGCAUCCAGUGGCUGGAUGGCCUCCGUGGCAUCGCAGCGGCGAUUGUGGCCUUUGACCACUACUUCAUGAGCGAUGUCUGGCACCCUUUCGUCUCCUUCUGGGCCGAUCCCCCCGAGACCAACCGGCACUUGGUGCAGCUGCCUCCCAUCCGCAUUCUUUUCUCCGCCCAUUCGAUGGUGACUCUGUUCAUGGUGAUUUCCGGCUUUGCCAUCUCCGUCGGUCUGCUCAAAGCCCGCCACAGCCCGCAGUUUCUGCCGCGAGUGACCUCCGCCAUCGUCCGGCGCCUCUUUCGCAUCUAUCUGCCGGUAUUGGUCCUGGCCACUCUGAGCCAGGUCCUAUUCUUUUUCGAUCUGUAUCACUGGACGUUCGAUGACGGGUUUCUCGAUGGACUCCAACCCUGGACCAAUCCGUGGGCCCACAUCAGAUGGCUGUGUGGCUACAUGGCCGAUAGCAUCAAUGUCAUCGCAUUUGAGUAUCGCGGUGGUCUGAACGGCCAACUGUGGACCAUGCCGCUCGAAUUCCGGGGAUCCAACGUGGUGUAUCUCUUGACCGUUGGGCUGUCGGCAUGGCGUCCCAAGCUCCGACUCUGGGCACUGCCACUCCUGGCUGGAUUCUUCCUAUGGGCUGGCAACUGGGACAUCUUCGGAUUCAUCUGGGGCCUGUGGCUGGCGGAGCGGGCGAUCAACACUACGCCUGUGGCGAACGCGAUGGCAGAUGACGACCACGACGACGAGGAGAAGCUGUCCCGCCCGUCCUGUACCACCACGCGAUGCAGGAUCCGAUCCUCGCUACGAGAGCUUUUCACUCUUUCCCGAAUGAUCACCCUUCUCAGUUUUGUGGUCGGAUACUAUCUCCUCUGUCUUGGCAGCGACGGCCAGCUGCCCCCGGGCUACCAGUUCCUCGCUACCGUCCAGCCUGCAAAGUGGAAGGACCGGUGGGAGAUCUACCAAUGGUGCUGGAAGUCCGUGGGCGCCGCGUGCCUGGUGUAUGCGAUCGCCCAGUCCCCGUGGCUGCAAUGGCCCCUCAACACUCGCCUCGUGCAGUAUCUGGGCAAGAUCUCGUUCUCGCUGUAUCUGCUCCAUGAGACCAUCUAUCAAUUGUGGCGCAAUCCCCUGCGAGACUUUGUGUAUCUGAUGGCGAGCGGGAACCCAUACCUGACUAGUGCGGAGGCCCUGCGAGAUGAUCCAUUUGCCUUUCAUGUGGCCUGGUGGGGGUCUGGGAUUGUUUUGGGGGGGGUAGUUAUUCUUGCGUCGCAUUACUACACUCUCUAUGUGGACAAUAAGUGUGUGUGGCUGGCGAAGAGGUUAGAGCGAUUGUUUACAUCAUGAUUUUGUACCGUACCUCGAGUCCCCCACGUACCUGCCGAACACCUCACACCUUCCCACCUGUUGGCGUAUGUGGCCUUGGAUCGCUGGGUCGUAUAUCGUAUGGAGUGUAAAAUACUCCAGUAGCCGUAGCUAGUUUCUUCUACUCCUGAUUAAUAUAAAUCC